Molecule: messenger RNA, 2211 nt
Organism: Papilio machaon (common yellow swallowtail)
Lineage: Eukaryota; Metazoa; Arthropoda; Insecta; Lepidoptera; Papilionidae
Gene: Cdc7
Product: cell division cycle 7-related protein kinase
Exons: 10
Coding region: 85-1629 (514 amino acids)
Biological process (GO): mitotic DNA damage checkpoint signaling; protein phosphorylation
Cellular component (GO): nucleus
Molecular function (GO): protein serine/threonine kinase activity; ATP binding
Source: RefSeq, a predicted model, not a curated record
GGUUAUUGAUAUUUUAUAAGUUAAAUAAUAUAAAAUCGUGUCGCAUUGUUUAAAAAUGAAAUAUGAAACUGUUUAGUUGGAAUAAUGUCCCGAAUAAGAGGAAUUGAGACAAAAAUCAAAGUACAGAAAGAUGUGUUUCAAAUUCAACAAGGAUUUAAAAACGGUUAUGCUAAUGCGAUUAGAAAAAAAAGCGAUGACGACUCUUUUGAUAAAGACGAUGCAGAGAAACAUCAGAUAGAUGAGCUGCUGCAUAAGCUUCCAGCUUUGGACCAGAUAUUUGAAGUCCACCGCAAGAUCGGGGAAGGAACAUUCAGCUCAGUGUACCUGGGCUCCUUGCGCCGGCACUCUACGCUGCCGGCCGCCGACCGUCGCUGGUUCGCCAUCAAGCACCUAGUGCCCACUGCACAUCCUGCCCGCAUAGAGCAUGAGUUGCGCUGCUUACAAGAUAUAGGGGGCAAGCACAAUGUAAUUGGUGUGGAUCUCUGCCUGCGACACCUCGAUACCAUUGUGUUCAUAAUGCCUUAUAUACCUCACAGGAAGUUCUCAGAGUACGUGGGCGAGAUGGACUGGGAGGAGCUGCGGCGGUACAUGCGCGCGCUGCUCGAGGCGCUGCGCCACGUGCACUCCUUCGGCAUCAUCCACCGCGACGUCAAGCCCAGCAACUUUCUCUACGACAGGGACAACAAGAGAUACUUGCUGGUUGACUUUGGUCUGGCGCAGCGCGUGUGCGUGUCUCCCGAUGAGCCGGCCGCGCCCCGCCCCGCCUCAGACCCCGCCCAGGACUCCGCCCCCACGCUCGCGCACUCCAACAAACGCACAAGGGACCAACUAGAGGACGAUUCCUCGCCAGGAGCGAAAAGAGUAGCCCUCGAUCUCACCGUGGAGUCUAAGAGAGUCAACGUCAGCACCGAUCUCUCUAAGAAACUAACGGGACCUUCGAAGGUCCAAUUACCGAAGGCUGUGGCUCUAAAGCGGGAGGCGGCGACGUGCGCGUGCGCGUGCGCAGGCGUGGGCGGGGUGUGCGCGGGCGGCGGGUGCGCGACGCGGGCGGUGGCGCGGGCUCCGCGGGCCGGCACGCAGGGCUUCCGCCCGCCCGAGGUGCUGCUGAAGUGGCCGCGGCAGAGCGCCGCCGUCGACCUGUGGGCCGCCGGCGUCGUGCUCGCCACCGUCCUCCUCAACAGGUACCCGCUGUUCCGCGCUGCAGACGACGUGUCAGCGCUGGCGGAGGUGACGGAGCUGCUGGGCACGGCGGCGGUGCAGCGCGCAGCUCACCACCUCGGUCGGCGCGUGGUGACGUCGGUGCGGCGGCCGGGCAUGUGCCUGCGCAAGCUGAGCGCGCACCUCCGCGGCGCCGCCCCGCCCCGCCCGCCCAGCGCACCGCCCCGCCCGCCCUCGGCCCCGCCCCGCCCGCCCUGCGCGCGCUGCCGCCGCCCCGCCGCCCGCUGUCUCUGCCCCGACGAGAACGUAUCGGCGAGCAGCUUCGAGGCCGGCAAGUGGGUGGCGGGCUUCCCGGACAGCGCCUUCGCCCUCGCCGCGCACCUGCUGGAGCCUGCGCCCGCGCAGCGCCCCUCCGCCGCGGCCGCCCUGAGCCACGCCUUCCUCGCAGACCCCGCCCCCCACACUACAUGACACCUCCCACCGCGCCGUACUAUCUAACAGUUUGCUGCAAUGAAGUAAUUCGUGAGAAAGACCUACGAAUAGUGUGUGGUUUAUUUAUUUGUUACAAUUGUAUGAAAACGAUGCCACUGUUUUGUCGUAAAAAGUUAAAAAUAUUCUCGGCGGGUCCGGACCGAUUGAGUUUCCACUAAAACUUUAUUUUAUUCAAAAAUUAUACACGUCUGAACUAAAACUGGAGCUUCAGGUGCCGCGCUCUUAUCAGAUAAUCGUUCCUAUUAUUCUAAGAUACAUUUUACCGAGAUGAAAUAAGAUGAUGGUUCUAUAUCUCGGCGAGGCUAUUUUUAGUUUGUACUGUACUUAUUUCCUUAUCGAGUUACCAAAUAAUUACAUAUGAAGCGGGCGAGCGUCGCCGCCGCUGGGUAUAGUAUUAGAUUAGCGGUUUGUUCGCGCUCGAGUCUUGUGCGCGUUUAUUCUCUGGCUGAUGUCCGCGCGCCACUCUCAAUCUUCAAUCAGUUCACCAAAUGGAUUGAGAAACUUAGUCUUACUUCCUAAAGUUUGCAGUUUAUACUUGUUGUCGAUGUUCUGGAUCUGUCC